This is a messenger RNA of Phaeoacremonium minimum UCRPA7, 2028 nucleotides long. RefSeq names its product putative impb mucb samb family protein. Gene Ontology annotation, cellular component: nucleus. Lineage: Eukaryota; Fungi; Ascomycota; Sordariomycetes; Togniniales; Togniniaceae. Bases 1 to 2028 code for a protein of 675 amino acids. Gene Ontology annotation, molecular function: DNA-directed DNA polymerase activity; damaged DNA binding. The transcript is spliced from 5 exons. The record is from RefSeq and is a predicted model, not a curated record. Gene Ontology annotation, biological process: error-prone translesion synthesis.
AUGCCGAAGAUGACGUCCGGACAAGAAACCAGCUCCAAGCCCCUGCCCACAGACCGCGCGCCGCCGUCUUCCCAUGCGACGCUGAAGUAUUCGCUACUCGGUCCAUCCCUCACCAAAGCAGGUCAAGACUCAGUCUCCGAGGUGAUUUACAAUGCCUCCAAGGGUUCAAAAUACUUCAAUCGCGAGGAAGAGAAGGACAAGAUCCUCACCGUCAAGAUUGACAACAUCCUCGCAAAGAAGAAGGCCCUAGAGAAGUCUGAUCUAUCUCGUGAGCUUCGACAAGCCGACAGCCUCAUUGAGCAGUUCGAGCUAUCCAGGGAUCUGAGCCAACACAUCGUCCAUAUCGACUGCGAUGCUUUCUAUGCUGCAGUGGAGUUGCUUGACCGCCCAGAACUGAAAGAUGUUCCAUUCGCUGUAGGUGGUGGUGUGUUGACGACGUGCAACUAUGUCGCCCGAAAGUUCGGGUGUCGCAGUGGCAUGGCAGGAUUUGUCGCUAAAAAAUUAUGUCCCGAGCUCGUCUUGCUUCGCCUAAACUUCGACAAGUACACUGCGAAGGCGCAAGAGGUCAGAGAGGUUCUUGCGGAGUAUGACCCUCGAUUUGAGAGCGCUAGUAUUGACGAAGCGUACCUGAAUAUCACAGAAUAUUGCAACGAACACAACAUGGAAGCCGCUGAUGCUGUUGAGCAAAUGCGCAGAGAGAUUCACGAGAAGACAAAUAUCACUGUAUCAGCGGGGAUCGCGGCCAACGCCAAGCUUGCGAAAAUCUGCUCUAACAUGAACAAACCCAACGGCCAGUUCGUGCUGCCGAAUGAUCGGGCGGCAAUCUUGACUUUCAUGCGGGACCUUCCGUGUCGCAAAGUCAACGGCGUAGGACGUGUCUUGGAGCGAGAGUUGGCAGCGGUUGGCAUAAAGACAUGUGGUGACAUCUACCCCGAAAGACAAUACAUCAACCGCCUUUUUGGAGAGAAGACCUGCGAAUUUUUACUCCGCUGUUAUUUGGGGCUGGGAAGGACAAACGUGCAACCUGCGGAAGAAUACGAACGAAAGAGCGUCGGGACGGAGAGUACAUUCGGUGAUAUUUCUGAUCCCCUGAAAUUGAGAGAAAAGUUGCGAUGGACGGCCGAUGAGCUUGAAAAAGAUAUGCGCAGGGCGGAAUGCAAGGGCCGCACUCUCGUCCUGAAGGUCAAGAUGCAUUCUUUUGAAGUCUACACCCGGCAGGUUGUUACGCCUAAGGCGAUCUAUCUGGCGGAUGAUCUCUACAAUUACGCUCUUCCGAUCCUGACAAAAUUGGAGCAGGAAAUGCCGGGUAUGAAGAUCAGACUCAUGGGUUUACGCUGUACGCAUCUAGUUAGCACUAAGAAGCCAGACACCAUGGCGUUCUUUGGUUUGAAACCGAAUCGUUCGUCAUCAAACGACCUUGAGCAAGGUGGGACAUCAGAAAAGAAUGAACCCUGGGAUAGCGCUCCACUUCAAGACGAGGAGUGGGAACGGUGGCCAGAGGCCGAUGAAGCCCUGAACAUCGCCUAUGCUGAACUCCAAGAUCUAGAUAAGGACCCGGAGAUCGAGGGCGGCAGCCCUUUCAGAAGACACGGCAAGGAGAUUAUGCCCAACCCUAGGAAGCAUUCAAGUCCCGAACCAGAAGAAUGGUGGGAUUGUCCUAUAUGUGCUCGGCCACAAGCAGCUAGCGAGAAGCAGUUCAAUGAGCAUAUAGACCUCUGUCUUUCUCGGCAAACUAUCAAGGAGACUGUGCAAAUGGAGGCAAAUAAUGCACCGCAUGGCCGUGCGAUGACACCAGAACCAAAACGGUGCCACCCACCGCUAAAACUGAAGGCAUUGAAAGUGAACCGGAUCGGCAAGGAAGUGAGACGUUUCUAUGGUGGUGAUGACGAGCACCGCGAGGACCAGCCACCAGAUAUCAUGAGCCAGCUGGCCGUGAACCUGCUGGCUGAUGAAAGAUAUCCUGCUCUCCACCUCACGAGACCGAGGUACUGGUACUCCGACGCCAUGCCACGGCGCAAACGUCCGUAG